Notothenia coriiceps (black rockcod) is the source of this 2093-nucleotide messenger RNA. RefSeq names its product transcription factor CP2-like 1 (gene tfcp2l1). The transcript has 15 exons. The record is from RefSeq and is a predicted model, not a curated record. Gene Ontology annotation, molecular function: RNA polymerase II cis-regulatory region sequence-specific DNA binding; DNA-binding transcription activator activity, RNA polymerase II-specific. Gene Ontology annotation, cellular component: nucleus. Gene Ontology annotation, biological process: regulation of transcription by RNA polymerase II. Bases 180 to 1622 code for a protein of 480 amino acids. Lineage: Eukaryota; Metazoa; Chordata; Actinopteri; Perciformes; Nototheniidae.
GCCUCUAAGGUCAUCCAAGGUGCAGAGAGAGUGGGAGUACUGAUGACAUCACAGGGACCAUAUAAGAGGAGGCGCUGAGGUCUGGCUGCAAACCUCUCUGAGCGGAGCCCUGAGGAAGCCGUCUGCCUCCCCCCUCCCCGCUGUGACCCGGGACACCAGAAGACACCGUCCUGGAAGAUAUGCUGUUCUGCCACCCGCAGCCCGAGUCCUACCACCAGCACUCUGCUAGUUACAUUAGAGAGGCCCUGGCACCGUUCUUGAAAGAUGAAGAAGCGAGGCUCACGGCUGAGAGUGUGUGUAAGAGGAGCUCGCUGCAGGUGGUCUUGUGUGCGGCCACCUCUCCGGCUGUGAAGCAGCAGGAGGAGACCCUCACUUAUCUCAACCAAGGUCAGUCCUACGAAAUCCGUAUGCUUAACAGAAAACUAGUGGAGUAUACAGAUAUAAGCUGCAAAUAUGUAAAGAGCAUCGUGCGGGUGGUGUUCCACGACCGCCGGCUGCAGUAUAUGGAGCACCAGCAGCUGGAGGGGUGGAGGUGGAACCGACCUGGAGACCGGAUCCUGGAUAUAGAUAUCCCGUUGUCAGAGGGGAUCCUGGAGCCCCGUUCACACCCCAUGCAUCUGAACACCAUCGAGUUCCUCUGGGACCCUGUGAAGAAGGCUUCUGCUUUCAUCCAGGUCAACUGCAUCAGUACUGAGUUCACCCCCAGGAAGCACGGUGGGGAGAAGGGAGUGCCGUUUCGUAUCCAGGUGGACACUUUCAGCACCAAUGAGCACGGGGAGUACAUGGAGCAUGUCAGUUCUUCCAGCUGCCAGGUUAAAGUCUUCAAGCCUAAAGGAGCUGAUCGCAAGCUGAAGACCGACAGGGAGAAGAUUGAUAAGAAGGCGCUGCAGGACAGAGAGAAGUACCAACUGUCUCAUGAGAGCACUGUGCUCAAAGAGUGUUCCCCCUGGCCUGACGCUCUGAACCUCAGCAUCCACAGCAGCAGCACUCCAUCUCCAGUUUACCACAGCUCCCCCACCUCCUGCACCUUCACAGAUGGCAACUGUUCUCCAACCCAGCCAGGGGAGCUGCUAAUGCCCGCCUGCUCCGAUCACCUCCUGCCCUCGUCCUCGCUGCAGGACACGCAGCAGUGGCUGCAGAGACAUAGGUUCUCCCCUUUCUGCAGGCUCUUCUGCAGCUUCGCAGGUAGGAAGCAGAGUGGAUCUUCUGCUGUUGUUGCAGGUGCAGAUCUGUUGAGGAUGAGCAGGGAGGAUCUGGUCCAGAUCUGCGGUCCAGCUGAUGGGAUCCGCCUCUUCAACACCAUGAAAGGAAGGUGUAUUCAGCCCCGUCUCACCAUGUAUGUGUGUCAGCAUCAGGCCAGACCUGCCGUAAAGCCGGGGGCUGGAGACAUCUACCACGCUCUGUACCUGAAGGAGCUGACGCUGAUGGACCUCUCUGAAAAGAUCGCUAUGCUGUACAGCCUCCCCCCGCAGCAGAUUACACACAUCUACAGACAGAAACCGAGCGGGAUCCACGUCCUAGUCUCUGAUGAGAUGGUGCAGAACUUCAGGGAGGAAACAAGCUUCAUCCUCAGCACUCUAAGAGAUGAAACCACGGAUGGAUACCGCGUCGUGUUGAAGUGACCAACACUCUCUCUUCCUCUGAGAACAGUGGAAUUGUACAGCUUGUAUAUAAGUCCUAAGAUGUACAGUAAAGUAAAAUGCUGUAUUCAGUUGACGGAAAUGUGGCUUUUGAAUGGUUUUCUUGAAUUUCUCUGUUUCAUUUGUAUUGUUAAGUUACUGAUUCAUGCUUCAGGUGUCUUGUAAUUAAAGGUGAAGGUAUACAUUUUCGGCUCAAACUUGUAUAAAUUCAUGAAUUUCAUGAUAAAGUAGAGUAAAUGGCAUGCCAACAAAAAGGAGAUACAAAUGAACAAAAAUGUUUGAUGUUUGAAUGUCCCUGCUCUCUUUUUCUGCUUGUCCCAGAUAUGAAAUGCUGUCAUGUAGUCCAUUUGCUCUUUCUGUUGCAUAUUAUAUACAGCCUACAUUCUAUUGCUAUUAUUAUUAUUAUUAUUAUUAUUGUUGUUGUUGCUAUAAUGCAGGGGUAUUCAAUUGCAU